GCCGCGUGCGCCUGACGGAUGCCAAGAGGACCGAGACGCGCGGCUGGUGGAACAAGCACAAGAAGUUCCUGCCGGUCUCCGAUACGUUCCACAGCAGGACGAUCGACAACAACCUCGAUCCGGUCUGGAACGAGGCCUUCCAGUUCGACAUGAUGUGCCCGCAGCACCCCGACGCAGCGGGCAGGCACCGGUACCAGCUCGAGGUGUAGCGAGGACGGGGAUCUGACGAAGAGCAACUUCUUGGGCGCCGUGUACAUCCCGUUUGAGAGCAUCCUCUCUGGGAAAGUCUCCGGCACUCAGACCAUGCAGCUGCAGCAGAACCAGGCCGACUCGAGCGACAGCCGCCCCGCCCAGGGCACCGUCCACCUCGUGGUGCAGUGGUGCUCCAAGGGCAACACCGCCUGCGUGCAGAAGGCCCUGCUGGACGCGGGGUCGAAAAGCGCUGCCGCGCCCACUCACGAGGUGGACUGCGAGCAGAGGUGCACGCGCAAGAUGAAGCCGAAACUCGACAAGAUAGUGGACGAUGUGAUCUCCGACAUCGAGGACGCCAUCCGCGCGGACAGGAUGGCAGAGCACUACGACGACCUGGAGGACCACUUCGAGGAGCUCGAGGACCACGCGGAGGACCGAGGAGACCAUCACGCGGAGCAGCACUUCGAUAACCUCCAGGACCGCUACGAGGAUCUGGAGGAGCACUAUGAGGAUAAAGCGAAGGACAAGUGGAAGGAUGCUCGCAAGGGUAUGUCGAAGCUCUUUGAGAGAGCUCUUUUGGUUGCGCGCGACACGUGCGGGCCGAAAGUUGGGGCGUAUGUGAGCCAGGCGGAGCAGUACAUGAACCCGCCGCCCCAGAAGAAGUUCAAGGACAAGGAGGCCAAGAAGGCAAUCCGCCAGCUCGAGAGGGUCAAAUCUCACCUCAACGGCGUCAGCGGCUGCAUCCACAACAAGUGGAGCAAGGGUGAAUUCGCCCCGCUCCGGGAGGAGGUGUCCUCCAACUGCGCGGACUACUACCAGAGACGCUGAGCGCCAAUUGCUCGGUGCGCACAUGACUUGUUGGGCCACGAUCGACUGCCAGUAUGCACUUGUUUCGUGGCGCCCA
Messenger RNA from Prorocentrum cordatum, 1096 nucleotides. Lineage: Eukaryota; Dinophyceae; Prorocentrales; Prorocentraceae. The record is from the annotation of a GenBank genome assembly.